Molecule: messenger RNA, 2250 nt
Organism: Chlorella variabilis
Lineage: Eukaryota; Viridiplantae; Chlorophyta; Trebouxiophyceae; Chlorellales; Chlorellaceae
Exons: 18
Coding region: 1-2250 (749 amino acids)
Biological process (GO): peptidyl-serine phosphorylation; autophagy
Cellular component (GO): cytoplasm
Molecular function (GO): ATP binding; protein serine/threonine kinase activity
Source: RefSeq, a predicted model, not a curated record
AUGACGCGCAGCGCAGCGCGGACAGCGCCCUGGGUGGCGGCGCUCUUGGCGGCAGCGCUGGAAGAGCAGCACGUGGACGCGCAUGCAGCAGCAGCCGUCAGCUUGGCCAGCCGCCACACCUUUAGGCGCUUGCCGCGCCAGGCGGAUGGGAGCGACGUGGCGGUGGGCGAUGUAUCACAGGACCCGGCGCCAGAGGUCCUGGACGAGUCGUUCCAGCCAAACCCGACAGGCGACAGCACGGGCGCUGGCGGCGCCACUGGCAGCGUUGAAAACCCGCUGGCGCAGGCAACAGAGGAGGACGGCUUCGAAGUGCAGGAGAAGCCUGCCGGCGAGGCGCCCCCCGUGGCGGCGCCCGCCGUCGUGGCCGCAGCUUACAGCAACUUCACUUACAAGGUGAUGGACAACCUGGGGAGCUACACGGGGGAGGUGCAGAGCCAGGUGGCGCAGCAGCUGGCGCAGCAGAUUGGGGUGCAGCCGCAGCAGGUCGCCCUGACAACGCCCAACUUCCCAGUCUCCAGCCAGACGGCCACGAUGGCGGUGACGGUGUAUGCCGCCAACGGCACCGAGGCGGACGAAGUGGCGCGCAAGCUGAACGACGAGGAGGCGAUGAGCAACGCCAUCCAGCAGUACCUGGCCACCCGCACCGACGCGGCCGCCGGCUUUGACGCCGUCAGCACGCUGCCAGAGGCGUCGGCGCCCACCAGCGUGUCGGUGGCGCUCACCGCCGCCGACGUGGCCAAAAACACGGACCAGAGCGUGAUAGGCGUGGCCACCCCCACCAACAUGCAGUCCCUGCUCACCUCCGCCGGCAUGCCCUCCGGCACCCUCGUCUCCAUCACGUCCACGCCCACGCCCAACGGCCCCUCGCCCUCCCCCAGCCCAGCCAGCAGCCCGUCGCCCUGCCCAAGGCCCAGCCCCAGCCCCAGCCCCUCGCCGCCCAGCGACAGCAGCGGCAGCGGCAUUGCCGUCUGGGUGUGGGCGGUGGUGGGCGUCUGCGCCGGCCUGGCCAUUGCGUCCCCCCCCGAGCCCCAGCAGAUGCACAGCAACCCGCUGGCUGCGCUGGACGACGACGAUGACGGCACCCCCAUGCCUGUGGCCAUCACCGCGGAUGAGGACCAGGUCUUCCAUCUCGCCGCCGCCGCGGGCGUGGCCGGCGCGGCCGGCGCGGCUGCCGGCGGCGGCAAGCUGGGCGGCCUCAUGCGCAAGCUGACGGGCAGCAAGAGCUCAAAAGAGAUGGACAGGGCGGCGGCGGCGGCCUCGGCGCAGGCAGCGGCCGAGGAGGAGGCGGCGGCGGCGGCGGCGGCGCGGCAGCCGCCCGCUCUGUCUCCGCGCUACGACUCUGCGGGCAGCGAGCGCGGCGCGGCGGCGGCCUCUCCCAAGCCCUCGCCCCGCCCCGCCUCCCUGGCCGAAAUCUCGCCGGCGGAUGUGGUGAUGGUGACGCCGCCCGGCGGAGGGCCGCCCGUGCCCAUGCUGCCGUUGGCGAAUGCUGUGCACAAGGUCAACAAGCAGCCAGUCAGCAUCAAGUUCUACGGCCGCAUGGAGGACUUCAACCGCGAGCGCCAGCUCUACUCUCUGGCCAUCUCCCCCCAGUUUGUUCCCAUGAUGUACUUUUGUGAGGAAGGGUCGGAGGACCUGCCCCCCUUCAUCAUCACCGAGCGCGGCGACUUCACGCUGUGCGACGUGCUGCGCAAGAGCCGGCCGCCGCCGCAGCAGCAGAAGAUCCUGCUGCAUGACGUGGCCGCCGCGCUGAGCCAGCUGCACAGCAUGGGGCUGGUGCAGAUGGACAUACGCCCCGCCAACAUCAUGUUCUUUGGCAAGGAGGGUGCCUGGAAGCUGGUCGACUUUGAGAACUGGGCGUGGAGCGGGCAGGCGGCGGAUGUGUCGUACGCGCUGCGCUACACGUCGCCAGAGAUCCCUGCCGCCGACCUGGCGGGCGAGGCCACCAUCGCCGCGGACCCAUCCAUGGACAUGUUUGCGCUGGGCAUACUGGCCUUUGAGGUCAUGACCGGCAAGCGCUUCUACGGGGAGGACACCAGCGACUCGGAUGUGCUGCUGAUGCUGAUGGGCCACAAGCAGCUGCCCAGCGAGGGGGAGGGCAGCGUGCUGGCGCAGGUGGUGGACCGCAACUCGCAGCGCCUGCUGCGCCACCUCAUCCGCCGCAACCCCAGCAUACGGUGGGAUGCGGGCAAGGUGGCCAGCUGCCGCUGGCUGGGCAGCUCCGACUUCCAGGCGUACCGCGUCACAGGGUGA